AUGGGCAGGCCACCAUCUUUGGAGAGAUGGGGCACUCUACCAUCGUGCAAGAGAUGGAUAAAAAAAACAGCCAGUAAGAGGGGAAAAAUCAAAAGAGACAGGUUGAGAAAACAGGAGAGAAAUGGGGAGGGGGAUAUGCUAAGUAAGGGAAAGAAAGGGGAGGAAAUCGAGGCACGUGAAAGGGAGGGGAAGGAAUUGAGGCACGUGGAAGGGAUGAUGGAAUCGCAGGGAAAAAGGAAAGAAAAUGAGGAGUUGCAUGACAGAGUGGGGAGAGAGGGAAAAUUUUUUCCAGAACUAUUCUCUAUUGAAUUGCAUCAUGGUAGGGAGAUAAGUUAUGACAUGUACGUUGGGGGAAAAGUGACAUAUAUAGAUAACUGUGAUAAAGACCUCAUGUCACUGCCGGUGAUAUCUGAUAUAGUGGAGGCAGUUGGAUACAUUGAGCGGUUCAUGAACUAUUAUUUCAAGAUUCCCAACAUGAACCUUUCAAAUGGUUUGAAGCAGAUUCAAAGUGAUUUCGAUGUUCAGUCCAUGUUCAAUUUUGUUCCAAAAGAUAAAGUGAUUGAGAUGUACAUCGAAGAAUUGACGACAGAAAAAGCCAAAGAGAAAAAUUGUGAAGGGCCAAAGAAGAGUCAAGGGAAAUCUGUGGCUGACGUAGGAGAAAAUGAUACUAAGGGGGAUGUAGGAGAGGGGGAUGUAGGUGAGGGGAAUACUGAAGUAUUCUUUGAUGUACUUAUUAGUUUGGAAGGGAAUGUUGAAGAAGAGAAUGAAGAAGCUACUGAAGAAGAUGAUAGUGACUUUGAAGAGAGUGAAUAUGGGAGUGAUGCUGAUAACCCAGUGUUUUCCAAGUUUGAUGAAAGGGAUUAUGAGCAAAGAAGUGUAAGACAAUCUGAGCAAAGCCGAGAAAGAGAAGAAGAGCAAAGGGAAGAAGAAUUUGAUACUGCAAAUAUGGAACAAAAUGUGAUUGAUGAUCUAGACUAUAACUCUGAUGCUCUUGAGAGUGUACACUCUUCAGAUGAUGAAAGAGGCAAAGAACAUGAGCGAUUUCCAGAGUUCAAUAAGAAAACAUAUCCCACUCUUACACUUGGGGCUUGUUUUCAGGGAUCAUGUCCAAUUCAAGCGAGCUGUCAUCAUGUACUCGCUAGUGAAUGGAUAUGGAGAAAUCCAUUUUCCUAG
Molecule: messenger RNA, 1173 nt
Organism: Pyrus x bretschneideri (Chinese white pear)
Lineage: Eukaryota; Viridiplantae; Streptophyta; Magnoliopsida; Rosales; Rosaceae
Exons: 3
Coding region: 1-1173 (390 amino acids)
Source: RefSeq, a predicted model, not a curated record